This is a messenger RNA of Trichosurus vulpecula (common brushtail), 5769 nucleotides long. RefSeq names its product fibroblast growth factor receptor substrate 2 (gene FRS2). Bases 428 to 1954 code for a protein of 508 amino acids. NCBI's taxonomy places the organism in Eukaryota, Metazoa, Chordata, Mammalia, Diprotodontia, Phalangeridae. The transcript is spliced from 9 exons. Gene Ontology annotation, biological process: cell surface receptor protein tyrosine kinase signaling pathway. The record is from RefSeq and is a predicted model, not a curated record. Gene Ontology annotation, cellular component: cell-cell junction; cytoplasm.
GCACUUCAGCUGAGCUUUGGGCCAGAGUGAGGCCUGGUAGCUGCCGCCGCCGCCGCAGCAGCGGCUCCAUUGCGGGGGGUACAGCAGCCUCCUCCAUCCCGAGAAGGAGCCUGAGGGCUCGGCGCCCCCUGAGCCGCGCCCCGCUGUCCCGGCGCUCAUGGAGCAACGAAUGAUAACAAGAAAGAGGGGAACCAGAUGCAAAAGAGAUGAAAUUGUUAAUUUGUGAUGAAGUAAAAUGCAGCUGUGGCUUUUCAGUCAUAUUAGAAGGAAACUGCAUCUGAUUUUCUCAAAAGAGAAGUUUGCAAGGUUACAUAAGCAAGCAAACAAAGCUUGAUAUUUUGAAGUAUGAUUGAAAUCCUGAUGUUGCAGCAGAGGUUAAGCAUAUUAAUGGCCAGAUCUAGAGAUCACAUGGUCUUCUAAAGAAGUCAUGGGUAGCUGUUGUAGCUGUCCAGAUAAAGAAACUGUCCCAGAUAAUCAUCGAAGCAAGUUUAAGGUCAUUAAUGUGGAUGAUGAUGGCAAUGAGCUGGGUUCUGGCGUAAUGGAGCUGACAGACACAGAGCUGAUUUUACAUACCCGUAAACGAGAUGCUGUAAAAUGGCAUUACCUUUGUUUGCGUCGCUAUGGCUAUGACUCAAAUCUGUUUUCUUUUGAAAGUGGCCGGAGGUGUCAGACUGGACAAGGAAUAUUUGCCUUUAAAUGUGCCCGUGCAGAAGAAUUGUUUAAUAUGUUACAAGAGAUCAUGCAGAAUAAUAGCAUAAAUGUUGUAGAAGAGCCAGUGGUAGAAAGGAAUCACCAACAGACUGAACUGGAAGUCCCCAGGACCCCUCGGACACCCACCACUCCUGGGUUUGGUGCACAAAAUUUACCUAAUGGAUAUCCUCGAUAUCCAUCAUUUGGAGAUGCUUCAUCCCAUCCUUCAAGCAGACAUCCCUCUGUGGGAAGUGCACGCCUUCCUUCAGUAGGUGAAGAAUCAACACAUCCACUGCUCGUAGCUGAGGAACAAGUACAUACCUACGUCAACACCACAGGUGUGCAAGAAGAAAGGAAAAACAGAUCAAGUGUGCACAUACCUUUAGAGACGAGGCUUUCUAAUGUUGAAAGUAACAAAACAAGAGAAGAGCAGAGUGAUAUUGAGGACAGAGAUCCUCAGAUUCUUCUUGAGCCUGAAGGAGUCAAGUUUGUUUUAGGACCAACCCCUGUUCAAAGGCAGUUAAUGGAAAGAGAAAAACUGGAGCAGCUUGGAAAAGAACAAGUUAGUGGUAGCAGUACCAACAACACUGAAUGGGACACUGGCUAUGACAGUGAUGAACGGAAAGAUGCACCCUCGGGUAACAAACUGGUAUAUGAAAAUAUAAAUGGGCUAUCUAUUCCUAGUGCCUCAGGGGUCAGGAGAGUUCGUCUGACAUCUACCAGUACCUCAGAUACCCAGAAUAUCAACAACUCGGCUCAGAGGAGAACUGCAUUAUUAAACUAUGAAAACUUACCAUCUUUGCCUCCUGUUUGGGAAGCCCACAAGCAAAGUAGAGAUGAAGAUGACAGUUUAGGACCAAAGACCCCAUCUCUCAAUGGCUAUCACAGUAACCUGGAUCCAAUGCAUAACUAUGUGAAUACAGAGAAUGUAACAGUGCCAGCAAGUGCUCACAAAGUAGAAUUUGCAAGGCGCCGGGACUGUACACCUACAGUCUUUAAUUUUGACAUCAGGCGUCCGAGUUUAGAACAUAGGCAACUCAAUUACAUCCAGGUUGAUUUGGAAGGUGGUAGUGACUCUGACAACCCUCAGACUCCAAAAACUCCCACCACUCCACUUCCACAAACUCCCACCAGGCGCACAGAGCUGUAUGCUGUGAUAGACAUUGAAAGAACGGCUGCUAUGUCAAGCUUGCAGAAAGCACUGCCACGAGACGAUGGUACGUCUAGGAAGACUAGACACAAUAGUACUGACCUGCCUAUGUGAGCCUUGGAAACAUUACAUCCAUCGUUUGCACCUUUGUGAAGUUUUUAAAAAUGAAGAUGCAAGUGCUUCAUUUUCAUUUCUAAACACUAACACCUUUUAUAGACUGAUAGAAUUUUUUUCUGAAUACUUCAUGUGCUUGUUUUAACUAAAGGGAAUUAAUGUAGAGCAGGUACUCAUUAAAGAACACUAAAUUACAUUCUAUAAUAGUUGUUACUGUAUAGCAACAUUGCCAUUUUCACAGUGCCUAUUUAAUUGAGAGUGGAAGUGAGUGACAUCCCAGUUUUGAGUUUUUCAAUAUUCUGGACUCGUGCCUAUCAUUUAUGUCUAAUCAUGGUUGACAUUCAUAACAUUUUAUAAAACCUCUUGAUGUGUGCAUUACUAGCAGAUAAAUCUAGUCGUUGAAAGUAAAUAUCUGUAGAUUCACUUUCCAAGUUAGGUGGCCUCCAGCAUGAGUCAUUCAUCAUUUCAUUAAUUAAAGGCUUUUUGACUUGAGCCAAAUGCAUUGUACAUAAAAGGAAUACAUAUAUAAGGUAUACCAUUCCUCCUUAUAUACCAGUCAAAUCCUUUUCCUAAAACUUUAUUAGAAUAACACAUCCAUGAAUAUGGCGUACUGUUGGUGUGUGUUAGAAGGGCAGGAUGGGGAGAGUCCCCUUCUCCUUACCUCAUGCUUCCAUUUUAAGGGCAUGUCAAGGUUCCCUUGAUCAGAAGCACGAUGGGAAUUUAGAACCAAUCUCAGGCCAUUACUACCAGAAAAGAGUUGCAAUUCUUGAUCAUCAAACGUAUUCUCCAAUAGAACAUUAAUCUCAGCAUUGUUUCCUGGAGGCAUUUAUAUUUGUGCCAUUAAGUUUCCACUUAUCUUUCCUUUUUACCUUUGGUGUUCAGGAUGUCUGUUUUGUUAAAUGAUGUCUUUAGAUUUAAGAUGGUUGAGUUUGUAUAUGGUUUUGUUGUUUAUCUGUUCAGUCUUAUUUAGUCUAUGUUUUGUCAAAUUAUGGUUUUGAAGGUUCAUUUGGAACUUACUGUUAGAUUUUAACAGGGUUGCCCUUUUCCAGUAUUUAUUGAUAUGCUGUUUACUUUUCAAGUCUGAUAGAGACAUCCACUUGAUUUUAAAUUUUCAUUCAUGUGUCCAUAGAUGAACUCUUUGGUUGCAAAUGAAAGUAGACACUAAUAAAAUAAAAAGUUCCCCAGAGGUACUGUAGAUUUAUCAAUGGACACACUCCUCUGCACUUUAGCAGUGAUUUUCUCAGUUAUGUAAAGCCUGGCUGCAGUUGUACUCCACCCACUGUAAUAAUGUUCAUCAGCUAUGCUUAGCCUUUCAAACAUAGCUAGAAUUUAGCUUUUACCUGGAUUUUGACAGAAUCUGAAUAUACUGUUAUAUCCUGGAAGAUCUGUAGCAAAGAGAUCAUGUCAUACCCUAGGAUUUAGAGGAAUCAAUGUUUGUUUAAACUAAUCCUCCAGGUUCCAUGAUUCUUGAGAAUGGAAGGGGAAGUAGACAGAAGGGUUGGGUCACUUACAAACGGUUUUACUUAUGUUCUUAAGUUUUUAGACUUUGCAUUUGAGGCUAGCUAUCCAGAUUUAGGCUGAAAUUAUAGCACUAAUUUAGCCGGAAAUCGUUUCAUUCAAAUAGCCAGUCUUAUUAAUUGGGUUACUCUAUAUUGGUAAAGGUCGUUCGUGUAUUUGCAUUGCAGUAGAGUGGUGUCAUUUUAAACAAGGUAAGAUGUCAGCAUUGUUGCGUCAGUGCCCUUUGUUUGCCUAGCAGGAUUUUUGUAUUCUGUGAACUUGGUGCUUGUAACAAGUGAGAGACUAAAAUGCUCACUAGAGCCAUGGUGCCAGGUGGGCGGUUUCUCUGAUAUAGGUCCCUUUUGCAAUAUCUUAUACUGUUCCAUUCUUGAUUUCUCCUGAGAUUUUUAAUUGUGCCAAAUUCGUGUGAUGGUUUUUAUAACAUGGAAUAAGAAUCACAACACUAGUACACAUGCUCUUAAUUCGCGAAAUAACAGCAAAGACUGCUAGAAUAUUCCUCUCCAUGUGAAAGGGCUAAUACUAUCUGUGUGUUCUUUUAGGUCGAAACCCUUCCUUCUUUCUUUUUUCCCUUUUUAUCCCUUCCAUCCCCAGUUCCCAACUUGCUUUUUAAAAACAUGCCAAUCUAACAGCUUUGCUGUAGGUUCUGCACUCUCAUAGCAAUACCUACGGAGUAUUUGACUUUUACUAUCAAAUAAGUAUUAGAUGCAUACAGCUGGUGCUACCAUCUGGUUACCUGCUGAAAUUCAUCUAUUUUCCUAUUUAAUAAAUACAUUCCCCUAGAGAUUUUGCAAUAAGACUUAAGCUGCACCCUAGGAAUGUAUAUCUGACUUACCAGGUGUACGUUUUUAUGAGAUACUUUUGUUAACAUAUAAUUUAUUCCCAACAGAGUCUCCCUCUACACACUUAUUCUCCAUCUGCAUUCUCCCAGAUGGAAGGAGAUAUAGCUACUUUUCCUUGGCAUGAUUUUUCUCUUGAUUCUCUUUUCAUGUAAGAAUUAAAAUGUGGUGCCUUCCCUCCCACCAGGAAGAUAGUCCAGUGGUUCUUUCAUUUUACUGCUGCUUGUGGAGUGAUGAGAUAUGCACUUUACCCUUGAAGACUCAGCAAAAAAGAUUUUCCCUUUCCAGCUGAUCUAAAAUAGACUGCAGAUAUCAGGCUUGGGUCUUACUAAAAUUUGCCAAUAAGUUUUUGUGUUCAUAAAUGUUAAUCAACAUUGAUCCCACAGUUAAAUGUUAGAUGGAAUGAGACAAGGCUAUAUUUUUUUUUCCAGAAAAUCUGUGGCACAUGAUAUUAAGAAAAAAAAAAGUACCUCAAUAACGUUUUACAAAAUUGGGAAAGGGGCCUUAUGUUUUCAGCUUCCCAGCCACACAACACUGUGUUUUUGCCUGAAAGUAAACCUGUUUUUUUAUACCAAGCUAACAAUUGCCAUCCCCUCCCCCAGGCUACCUAACCAAUAAUGCCCCUGUAAUUUGUGCAGUGUGGAGUAAGUGUCCACAGAUUAUGCCUCCAUCAGAGAACUCAUGGGUAAGUAACAGGUAUCUUACCAUCACAUUUACAGUUCUGAUGUGUGAGGUGUAUGGUACUAAAUAAUGUUUUCCCUGAACUUUGCCAAAUGUUGAAUAUAGGCAUUGGUACUGAAUUACUGAAUGUAUAGAAAACACUUUUGACUUGAAAAAAUAAGUCUUAUACCAUGUACCACAAGAUGCUGUGCCCAGACCAGCCCUGGCCUACCUUUCCGCCUUCCAGUCCUCCUUUCACUCCAUUUAUUUCCCUUUUUCCCCUUCCUUCUCUCUUCCUGUUUCCAUCACCCUAUCAUAUAACACUUCAUUCUGUUGUAGCAUCAUUAGGGCUAGUUUUUCUGCAUCUUUAACAACACUAUAGAGUUGCAGUUGCAGUACAAUUGGUUACCAUUAUAGCAUGGAAAAUGACUGGUAUUAAUAGUACAGUAGUCACCAGUGUGCCACAGUUGCAUUAUUAAAUGCAAAAUAUACAUUUUUAUAAAGGCCAAAUUUGUAUUAUUAUGUUUUUAUUUCAUUACAGUGUAUAAUAUUGUAAGAUUAUUAUGUCCUAAUUCACAUUAUAAAAUGUUAAGUUUUUCCUACUUAAAGGCAUAAAUAUAGCAACUUUGUAUAAAGGUAGCUUACUAGAUUUUUAAUUUUUUCUUUUAUAAAAAGUUGUCUAAACAGUGGGACUACCAUUGCCAAAUUGUAUAUGAAAUAUGAAUUUUGCCCCUCCCCUUUGGUUAAUUUCUUUUAUAAACAUUCCAUGUUUCUCUAAUAAAAGACAAAAGUGAUACUGUA